This is a messenger RNA of Cydia splendana, 1454 nucleotides long. Its product is annotated as tetratricopeptide repeat protein 12-like. NCBI's taxonomy places the organism in Eukaryota, Metazoa, Arthropoda, Insecta, Lepidoptera, Tortricidae. The transcript has 3 exons. Gene Ontology annotation, molecular function: protein binding. The coding region runs from base 117 to 851 and encodes 244 amino acids. Gene Ontology annotation, cellular component: cytoplasm; centrosome. The record is from RefSeq and is a predicted model, not a curated record. Gene Ontology annotation, biological process: sperm axoneme assembly; axonemal dynein complex assembly.
GUAUACUUCGAUAAAAAAGUUAUCUUGACAACCGUUGCUAAGCGCUGUUUUGUCAGUAUUGAGCUAUCAACAAAGCGAUUGAUAAAUAAACAGAAAGAGAUAUUAAACCCGCAAUAAUGAGUUUAAAUAAAAUUUUAUCGAAUCCAGCCUUGAAAGAUAAGAAGGAAAUGGAGUUGAACGAAGAAUGGAACAACUUCGUGAAGAGAAUAGGGGAGGUGUCAGGUCUUGUGAAGGAUAUGGCGAGCGGAGACAAGGCGAAAGCUGAUGCUGCAGCCACGCUAGCCGACCAGUACCUUCAGGGGAAGGUUAUUGUUGAUGAAGACGUGGAGAUGAAGGUCAAGUGUGAUCGUACUGUGAUUAAUAAAAAGGCGUUUCGGAGUAUGCAGAAUGAGGGUGAAAUGGACAAAGACGCAUGGAUGGCAGAAGUGAGCAAGGAUGCUGAGAUGCGUUUCCAAGACAAAAAAGUGCGCCGCGAACGCGCCGACACCCUCAAGACUCAAGCCGUAAAGGCUUUUAACCGAGGAGAGUACGAGAAAGCCCUGUCUUGCUACAAUCGGGCUUUGGAGCAAGUCAGAGACAACCCUAUGCUGUAUUGUGAUCGCGCGCUUACUAAUAUCAAGCUGGGGAAUUUUCAAAAGGUAUUCAAAGACUGCGAAUGGGCCCUGAAGUUGAACGAGAACAGUUUCAAGGCGCGUCUCUACACCGCUAAAGCUCACAAAGAGUUAGAAGACACAGACAAACUGGAGGAAUGCCUGGCAGAGCUGAGAGAGAAGUUCCCUCAGCAUGAGGACCUGGUGCAGUACUUCUUGGAGAAGAAGAAAGGUAAACAGGAGGAGGAAGAGGAUCAGUAAUUUUGUUUGGAGCCAGCCCGUUAACCGUCAAGACUAAGGAAUGUUCUGUAGUAAGAAAGUUAAUUUUAGCCUCUACGGUUUGGGCCUUUUAAGGCUCUGCAUUGUUCUUACAUGGAUAUGAAUCUAGGUUAGACUGAAGGUGACAUUCCAUUUCCAACUGCAGCUGCAAUACUGUUCAUUUUACUAUGGAAAUUGACAAUGACAGCGACGCGUUCAGUACUGGUAUAGUGCAGCUGCGGUUAGAAAUGGAAUGUUACCAUAAGAUAACUCUGCAUUGAUUUUGAUAGCAUAGACUGUGAAAGUGUUAUUUUAAUCCUCAAAUUUUCAAUGAAAUUAGUUAUAUGACGCAAACCUACCUAAAUACCCUUGCACAGUUUGUACUAUCAAAAUCACUGCAGAGAUAUCUUGGUCUAACUCCAUUUAUUUCCAAAACCAUCGAAAGGAUGCCAACUCACUUAGUCAUGUUCUCAUGUUUAUAUACCGCCUAUUCGAAAUAUACCUAAUUAGUUCUUGAAUUGAAUGUAAUGAAAAUGUUCAAAACCUAAAUAAAAUUGUCCUAAACCAUUUUCACAUGAAAGAAUUCAGAAGAUAAUAAUUAUUAGA